AUGUCUGGAACGUCGCCCGAAUCAACAGGCGAUCACACAGAUACCGAAAGAAAGGAUAUCCCUCGUAAAAGAUCCAAGGUCUCGCGUGCAUGCGAUGCGUGCCGCCGCAAGAAGGUCCGCUGUGACGCAGAGUUCCUGUCGACUUUGCAGAAGGUGACCAAGAUCUGUACCAACUGUCUGAGAACAAACGAUGUGUGCACGUUUGCCAGAGUGCCCUUGAAACGUGGUCCCACAAAGGGCUACUCGCGAGACUCUGCAGACCAACGCAUCGCAGACGAUUCGGAAGUUGUCAAUCGAAGUAGACUGGGGCUGGACCUCACGCCUUUCCCCAAUAUACUGCCUACCAAUGGCACUGCUCCCACGGUAGGAAUGCUAGGCGGAAUCGGGCCACACGCCAGCUUGAGUCUGAGUUUGACCUCCACAGCGACCUCCUCUGCAACUUCCAUCUCAAGCAUGCUGGGCAAUUACAUCAACCACCUGUCGGCGGCGCAAACGAACCACAACCGGAUUGCAACACCGCCCUCGCCCAUUCCACAGCAGCUGGUCAAGCCUUUGCUACAUCGGCUCAAGUUUCUGCCCUCGUCGCCUGCUCCCAUCAUUCUUCCUCCGCUUCUCGGAACAACUCAAGCACAGAAAAUCAACGUCCCACUGGCCGGACCUACAAUCAGCCCUGGCCCACUUUCAGGGUCCAAGAUCCCAGAAAGCAAAGAUUCACGUAUCCAGGGCCCAUUAUGGAAAGUGCCCUACGAGAUGCCAACGGAGCCUUCCGGGCUGGACCCCAUGUCUCCGUCCAUGUCUCUAGAUAGCCGUAGAUCGUCUGUGGACUCUGUCAGCUCCAUUCUGACUGCUGGUCUGCGUUCGCGACUCCCAUCUCUACAGCCACUGACGUCUCUCAAUUCGGAUUUGGCCAUGUCUGACUCUGAUUCCGAAGAUGUGUAUGUUUCUCGCGCCAGAGCCAGUAUCUCGCCCCAGAACUCAAUUUCGUCCCUUCUGUCUCUCAACGGACGUGUUGGCAAACUGCUUACCAUAUCGGCUAAUCCUCCAAAUGCACACUCGCACUCACACUCACAUUCCCUGAGUGUGGGUUCGAUUGGUGCGUUUGGUCCAAUGACUCAACCAGGCUACUCCUACAGUACUCUGCUGACAUCUACGAUCGCGCCUUCAAAUCCUCACUUCACACAUGCGCCAUACGAUGGCCAGCCCGUGCUCGAUCCAGCCAGCUACUACAGCCGAUCUGGAUAUGGUGGGCCAAGCUAUAUUGUACACCAACAGCCUCCAGCAGUGAUGGGCGCGAUCCCACCAGCUCCACAGAGUAUCCAGAACUCUCCAGAAUACAACAUCAGAACGUACUAUUCCAAAUUCCAGGGAAUGUUCCCGGUGUUGCCAUUCGAGGAACAACGGUUGAUUCAGGCUUUGGGUGAUCUUCUGCGCGAGUCGCAACAAUCCAUGCUGUUGGUGCAGCUUUUCUAUUCAGCGCUCAAUAAUCUUGUGAAUUAUCAGAAUAUUCCAGUCGACUGUCUGACAUCACUUCUCCACCAGUUUCUCGAUUUGUAUCCGUUCGAGAAACACGGAAUGCAGGCGACCAACAAUGCCGUGAUGGUGGCCGUCGCUGCUCUCAUCUUGAUCAACUACACAAUUCUUAUCAAGGGCAACUCCUACUCACUCGCAAUAUCCAUUGCCGCUGGCCUUCUAGGUGACUUGAAAAUCUUGGACAAGUUCGCUCUUGUCUGCAAUUCCACUUCGGCCUAUUCUCCGGAUGAUGUGCAGAUCUAUUUGCCCAGACUUCAGAUGUGCUUGUUUAUUAUUGAUGACUGUUACUCGUUGAGCUUCGGCACCCAGCCCCGUGUCCAAGGAGAUUUCGAUUUAUUGGUCAAAACCAUACCUCAAACCUUCCCCGAGCUGUUUGCACAACUGGCGUUCGUAUCCAAUUUGCCCAUUGCGAAAAUCUUCCACAACCUUCUGGUCUUGAAGGGAAAAGAUCUCACAAACAGAACCAAAACCAAGUCAUCCAUUUUGGCGCAAAGCGGUUCCGUUCCCGAGUCGUCAUUCGCGUCCUUGUUUUCGACAAUAAUCAAGGACAAGUAUGAGCUCUUCGACUUCUUCGUCGAGGUCUUGUCGUACAUGCGCUCGUUGCCAGCCACCAAGACUCAAGAUGAGGACGUUCGCGAGCAAAUCUACGAUUUCCAGCUCAAGAUCAUCCGCUUGAUCCGGAAGCUUUCCCAGUCUGUCUUGGACUUUGCAAACUACAUCUCUAGCAUCUACUUCCAGACCAAAGGCCAGGCCACAGACAUCUCAAGUUCUCCUUUUUUCAACGUGAGUUAUGGCCACAGCUUCAAAUUGAUCAACGCGUGCAAGAAGAUCUUGGACUCGCUCAUCAACCACAUGAACGAAAACGAUAUCAUCAGCCGGCUUGUCAAGAUCAACAACGAUUUGUCCAUUUCCUACAACUUGCUUGUCAGCAACUUGAACAAUAAUUUCCACAACAUAAGCAACGCCAAGAACAAUACGUACGGCAACUCCCUUAAUAGAAGUAGCUCUGGAGCUACGUUGACUGCCUCGCCCGAGGUGCCGGAGAUCGGUGGCCUUGGCACUGCUUGUAUUCUGUUGGUGACAUCCAAGUUGGAGGGAUACAAUCUUAGCUUCAACAACUUGCCUUCAAAGUUCGAUCUGAAUGCCAAUGCGAACCAAACGGCCAACAUGAGCGGUUGGAACACUGAGUUAUCUGGUAUUUAUGAAUCGCUCAUACUCAACGAGGAUGUUGAAGGGUGGUAUUAG
Messenger RNA from Australozyma saopauloensis, 2775 nucleotides. It is a transcript of the gene RGT1, whose product is annotated as Rgt1p. Gene Ontology annotation, cellular component: nucleus. Lineage: Eukaryota; Fungi; Ascomycota; Pichiomycetes; Serinales; Metschnikowiaceae. The transcript has a single exon. Bases 1 to 2775 code for a protein of 924 amino acids. The record is from RefSeq and is a predicted model, not a curated record. Gene Ontology annotation, molecular function: DNA-binding transcription factor activity, RNA polymerase II-specific; zinc ion binding.